This is a messenger RNA of Closterium sp. NIES-65, 5058 nucleotides long. The record is from the annotation of a GenBank genome assembly. NCBI's taxonomy places the organism in Eukaryota, Viridiplantae, Streptophyta, Zygnematophyceae, Desmidiales, Closteriaceae.
AUGCCAGUCCUCCGGCCAGCACAAGCCCAAGACGAGUCUCUCUCUCAGCCCCAACUCCCCCAGCCCUGCUUGUCCCUGCCAUCCCUUCUUUUCCCCUUUCCGCCCAAUCCCCCUGGUCCGCCCAAUCCCCCUGGUCCGCCCAAUCCCCCUGGUCCGCCCAUCCCCUCUUCCGCUCGUCCCUUUCAGUCCUCCGGCCAGCACAAGCCCAAGACGAGUCUCUCCUCUCAGCUCCAACUCCCCAAGCUCCCUCUGCCCCCCUCACGCUCCUUCCCAGACCCUUCUCUUGCCUUCCUCCCCUCUUCCCUCUCAGUGCUCCUGACAGCACAAGCCCAACAAGAGUCUCUUACCCAAUCGCAGCUUCUGCAGCAGCGGGUGCAGGAUGUUUUUGGGGCAGGGGCAGCAGGGAAUAGUGCAGAGGCAGGUGCUUCAGGGCCAGGGGAAGUUACCCUGGAAAAUGACGAGAUGCUGCUGGGAAGGGUUUCGGAGAUGGAAAGGGAGCUGAGGAAGCAAUUAGCAGAGCAGGAGCGAGCAGGAGGGCAGUUAACAGGGUUACCACAGUCUACAGUGCUUCACCUCAAUAUCGGUGCCCUCUAUUCCCCCCAUCUCGACUCCCUCAACUGCUCCAACGCCCCCACCUGCCCGGAUUUCUCGGGCAGGUGCUCUGUCAACCCGGAAAUUUCUGCGUGUUUCAACCCCGGGCUGGAGGACGACGGGAAGCAGUGGCUCCGGGCACCGGAAAACUGCCCGAAGGUGAAGAAUGUGGUGGAGAACGGUGCGGAGGGGUUCGAUUCAGUAGCAGUUGGUUCAAGCAAGCUCCCUCAACUUCCCCUCCCUUUUCGCCCCUCCCUCCUCCCGUCGUUUUCUACUCUUUGCCUCCCUCCUCCCCCCCCCCCCCCCCCCUCUCUCCUCCCUCUUCCUCCCUCCCGUCUGUCCUCCUCCUCCCUACUCCCUACCCCUUCUUCUCCUCCUCCCUACUCCCUACCCCUUCUUCUCCUCCUCCCUACUCCCUACCCCUUCUUCUCCUCCUCCCUACUCCCUACCCCUUCUUCUCCUCCUCCCUACUCCCUACCCCUUCUUCUCCUCCUCCCUACUCCCUACCCCUUCUUCUCCUCCUCCCUACUCCCUACCCCUUCUUCUCCUCCUCCCUACUCCCUACCCCUUCUUCUCCUCCUCCCUACUCCCUACCCCUUCUUCUCCUCCUCCCUACUCCCUACCCCUUCUUCUCCUCCUCCCUACUCCCUACCCCUUCUUCUCCUCCUCCCUACUCCCUACCCCUUCUUCUCCUCCUCCCUACUCCCUACCCCUUCUUCUCCUCCUCCCUACUCCCUACCCCUUCUUCUCCUCCUCCCUACUCCCUACCCCUUCUUCUCCUCCUCCCUACUCCCUACCCCUUCUUCUCCUCCUCCCUACUCCCUACCCCUUCUUCUCCUCCUCCCUACUCCCUACCCCUUCUUCUCCUCCUCCCUACUCCCUACCCCUUCUUCUCCUCCUCCCUACUCCCUACCCCUUCUUCUCCUCCUCCCUACUCCCUACCCCUUCUUCUCCUCCUCCCUACUCCCUACCCCUUCUUCUCCUCCUCCCUACUCCCUACCCCUUCUUCUCCUCCUCCCUACUCCCUACCCCUUCUUCUCCUCCUCCCUACUCCCUACCCCUUCUUCUCCUCCUCCCUACUCCCUACCCCUUCUUCUCCUCCUCCCUACUCCCUACCCCUUCUUCUCCUCCUCCCUACUCCCUACCCCUUCUUCUCCUCCUCCCUACUCCCUACCCCUUCUUCUCCUCCUCCCUACUCCCUACCCUUCUUCUCCUCCUCCCUACUCCCUACCCCUUCUUCUCCUCCUCCCUACUCCCUACCCCUUCUUCUCCUCCUCCCUACUCCCUACCCCUUCUUCUCCUCCUCCCUACUCCCUACCCCUUCUUCUCCUCCUUCCACCAGUUCUCAUACCCUCAGUCCACCCCAGUGCGGCACAUGCACAGGACGCUCCCCUUGUGCGCCACAUGCACCGCGCUCUCUCCCUCGUGUAUCCGCAGGCCACGGGGUUCUAUCACGGGCUCAUAGAGUGGCUGCCUCAAUUUCUCCUGCUCGCUUCGCUGCUGCAGAAGCUUCCCAACAUAGCAGUGCUUGGCACGCCCGAACAGGUACGCUUCAUAUGGGGGUGGAAUGUGGUGGAGUGCGGUACUCGCUCUCUCCCUCGUGUCCCUGCAAGCCACGGGGGUCUAUCACGGGCUCAUAGAGCGGCUGCCUCAGUUCCUGCUGCUCGUUCCCUUGCUGCUCGUUCCCUUGCUGCUCGUUCCCUUGCUGCUCGUUCCCUUGCUGCUCGUUCCCUUGCUGCUCGUUCCCGUGCUGCUCCUUCCCGUGCUGCUCCUUCCCUUGCUGCUUGUUCCCUUGCUGCUCCUUCCCUUGCUGCUCGUUCCCUUGCUGCUCCUUCCCUUGCUGCUCCUUCCCUUGCUGCUCCUUCCCUUGCUGCUCGUUCCCUUGCUGCUCCUUCCCUUGCUGCUCGUUCCCUUGCUGCUCGUUCCCUUGCUGCUCGUUCCCUUGCUGCUCGUUCCCUUGCUGCUCGUUCCCUUGCUGCUCGUUCCCGUGCUGCUCCUUCCCGUGCUGCUCCUUCCCUUGCUGCUCGUUCCCUUGCUGCUCCUUCCCUUGCUGCUCGUUCCCUUGCUGCUCCUUCCCUUGCUGCUCCUUCCCUUGCUGCUCCUUCCCUUGCUGCUCGUUCCCUUGCUGCUCCUUCCCUUGCUGCUCGUUCCCUUGCUGCUCGUUCCCUUGCUGCUCGUUCCCUUGCUGCAGAAACUACCAAACAUAGCAUGGGCAUUCUGCGACCGAGUCCUCAAGCCACUGGUGGGCGUGGAGCUAGCGCAGAUGAAUCGAGUGGACGUCAAACCCAACGAGCUCAUCUUUCUCUCAACUCUCACCCUCCUCCCUCACCCUUCCUUCUCCAGUGGGCAUUCUACGACCGAGUGCUCAAGCCACUGGUGGGCGUGGAGCUAGCGCAGAUUAAUCGAGUGGACGUCAAACCCAACGAGCUCAUCCUAGUCGACCAACUGUUCAUGCCAAUCACGGAGACGCAGGCGGCGGCUGUUCUGCGCUCUGAUUGGCUCGUCGUUGUCGCACGCCGCCCGGGCAGCCGAAGAGUUUUGGACAAGUUUGAGGAGCUUUUGGAGGAGGUGAAGAAAGUUUUCGGGCAGGAGAAGGUUCGGACUUUCGACGGUUCGCUGCCGAUUCUUGAAGCACGGUCUCUCUUCCUGCAAGCCCGUCUCUUCAUAGCAGGGCAUGGGGCAGCGCUAGCGAACAUGGUCUUCAUGCCGCUCGGUGCUACAGUGCUUGAGAUCCGACCAGAUCGUUACGACAACGCGUUCCCCUUCCAAGGUCCGUCCUCGUCGUCCAUCCCUCACAAUCCCCUCGCAUCCCUUCCUUUCUCCUCCCCUGCUCAUUCUCUCCCCCCGCCGCCAGUCCCCUCCAGGCAUUCCGAUUCCAAUCCUCAUUCCAGGCCCAUCAAUCGUCCUCGUCGUCCGUCCCUCACUAUCCCCUCCUCGGACGAUUCAUUUCCGCCAAGACCGUCACCAGGCGGAGGACGCGCAGGAGGAGGAUACGGCGCCGCAGGAUACGGCGCAGGACACGGCGCCGGACACGGCGGAGGGUACGGCGGAGGAUACGGCGGCGCCAGUCUAGGCGAAUAUGGUUACCCAGGCAACAACGACGACAAUGUUCGCCACGACGCGAAUCUGCCCACCCCCGUGGAGUUUUCAUAUGAGGAGCUCGUAGCGGCUACAGAUGGUUUCAGUGCGGUGAACGUGCUGGGCGAGGGUGGUUACGGGAAGGUGUACCGCGGGGUGGUUCGUGAGGAGGCGCCAGAUGGCAGCACGGAGGAGCGCCACGUGGCGGUGAAGCAGUUGAAUGACGAGGGCCGGCAGGGGUUCAACGAAUGGCUGACAGAGGUGGUGUUUCUGCGGCGGCUGCGCCACCCACAUCUGGUGCAGUUCGUGGGGUACUGCACGGACCAGCAGCAAGCCCUGCUCGUAUACGAGCUCAUGGCCAAUGCGUCCCUGGACUACCACCUGUUCGACGGCUCUCGCCCCCCUCUCACAUGGCAGCAGCGGGUCAACGUGGCUCUGGGAGCGGCCAAGGGGCUGGCAUACUUGCAUGAGGGCACGGAGCGGCAGGUGAUCUUCAGAGAUCUCAAGGCGGCCAAUAUCCUGCUGGACGAGAACUUCAAUGCAAAGCUGUCAGACUUUGGGCUGGCUAAGGACGGACCAGCAGGGGAGAACACGCACGUGUCUACCAUGGUGGUCGGUACCUACGGCUACACUGCUCCUGAGUAUCUGCAGACAGGCCACCUGACAGCAAAGAGCGACGUCUACGCCUUCGGAGUGGUGCUGCUGGAGCUCCUCUGUGGCCGCAGAGCCGUGGACGUAGGCCGGCCAGGCGACGAGAAGAACCUCGUCUUUUGGGCCAAGCCGUUCCUGGCGGACCGGAAGAGGAUCGGGGAGAUCGUGGAUCCGAGGCUGCAAGGGCGGUUCUCGCACAAGGGAGCGCUGAAGCUCGCUGUUGCUGCGCACUGCUGCCUGCAGGACGCGAAAUCUCGGCCGUCGAUGGCCGACAUGGUGCAGACUUUGACGGCUCUGAUGGAGAUGGGCGAGGGUGCGGGUGGUGGUAGUGGUCGUGGUGGUGACACACCCAGGACACCCAGAACGCCCAGAACACCCAAAACAGCAAAAACACCAAAAACUUUGAUAACAACGAAUACACUGAAACCAAUGGGCAGUGCAGGUGGUGAUGCUGACACACCUGCUGCAUCCCGAACACCCUCUGCUGUCAGUGGUGAUGGUGCCAAUAGCGCAAGAGCUCAUACAGGUGUGGGUGGUGAUGCUGCUGGUGUGGGUGGUGGUGAUGCUGGUAUUGAUACAGUUACUGGGAGUGAUGGUGGUUCUUCUGGUGGUGCUGUUGCACCUGCUGACGGUGGCCUGACUGCUGCUUCCUAUGAUGCGAAAUCGUUGCAUCGUGUACAGGUGGUAGCAAAUGGAGGUACGGUAGUACCAGGACUCGUUGAGACUUUAGGGGGAUAG